This is a messenger RNA of Plenodomus lingam JN3, 354 nucleotides long. RefSeq names its product mRNA splicing protein (gene SMD2). Gene Ontology annotation, biological process: RNA splicing; spliceosomal snRNP assembly. Gene Ontology annotation, molecular function: RNA binding. The record is from RefSeq and is a predicted model, not a curated record. Lineage: Eukaryota; Fungi; Ascomycota; Dothideomycetes; Pleosporales; Leptosphaeriaceae. Gene Ontology annotation, cellular component: pICln-Sm protein complex; U1 snRNP; U4/U6 x U5 tri-snRNP complex.
AUGGUUGACGCAAAGAUCCAAGAGCUCAUGUCGAAGCCCCGGUCGGAAUUGACUGAAUAUGAGGUUGCCCAAGUCGAAGAGCACGAGCUCACCACCGGCCCCCUCUCCAUCCUCCAGACCGCCGUCCGCUCUCGCACACAAGUCCUCAUCUCUUGCCGAAACAAUCGCAAGAUCCUGGCGCGCGUCAAAGCCUUCGACCGCCACUGCAACAUGGUGCUCGAAAAUGCAAAGGAAAUGUGGACAGAGACCCCGCGGCUAUCGAACGGCUCCAUGGGUCGCAAGGUGAACAAGGACCGCUUCAUCUCCAAGCUGUUCUUGCGUGGAGACUCUGUUAUUCUGGUUCUGCUCUCAUAA